AUGGGCACAGUUCUGUCCAACUCUUCAUCCGCGGCACAUGUGGAAACCAAAAGCCAUCAGUUUCACAAUCAGUGUUACCUCAAUGAUCGCGCCAGUUUAACCGACCUAUCAGACCAUUUAUACCCGAAGCGAUCAUUGAACAGGCGAAGUUCCAAUGACUAUGGCGAUCCAAGUUUGCUCGAAGUAUGUUCUUCUAGGGUGACGCAUAACGGAUGUAUUCGGAAUUCGACUUACCAGCCAGGAGGCUUGAGAUCUAGACAAACGAACUUGCUGGCCACCCCUAUUGCACCCGGCUCGACGGGCUUGAAACGGAUCAUAUUUCCGGGCCUGUCGAAAAAAACGAAACCGGUGAACCCAACCGUAACUGUCCGUAAAGCGCAACGUUCUCAGUCUGGUAUCGCGACUUUCAGGGAUCAAUGUGAAGAGACAUUGGGUUCGGUGACUCCGUCCAUCUUCCGGAGAAGAUCCAGAGGAAAUUCCUAUUUUUCAAACUACCCCCACCAUCGUGAAUUGAGGAAUAGUGGAGUCAGCUUUUCAGCUGCCUUAGAGGAUUCCGAGUACCAGCAAUCGCAACAUGAAAUCGACGCCAUUCAACCAUACACCGACGAAAGACGAGGGAGCUAUGCCAAUGGUGGCCGAACUGGUACACCUUACUGCGGACCACAUGACAGUCUUAAGCCCAUGUGCACAGCAUGCAAGCAUUUAUCGAUCUCGUGUUACCAGCCCAGUCCCGUGAAAGCUAAUCUGAAUGCAGAACCAUUUGCUGGGCUGAACUCACACAUUCAUACGUCAGACACUGUUCAGCCACCGCGACACGUACACUUCAAUUCACGCCGUCAAUUUUCAGAACCAAAUGCAUUUAUGCAAAUGUCUCAUGCAUCAUGUGUGACCUGUCUGGAACUGCUGAAUCAAGUUCCACUGGUGAGGACUAGUCCACAGCGGCCAGUCUCGAAUUGUGAAUGUCAACAUGAUAUGUAUACUGAGACUGAGAGAAGGGUUAAUCCAGUGUGCGAUUUAUCUGGAAGAAUGCAUCAACUUCAACGUUGUGCUUCGAGCCAUUCCACAAGCAGACGAGUUAUAAAAGGAAUGCCUCACCAGCACAGUCCAUCUGAUGGUGUUACUGCGUCAUCCGGAAACCAUCCCUAUCACCAUUCGAUCCCAGCCCAUUUGGGAAAUGCUCGAAUAGAGUGUUCUCCAUCCUACCGUCGUGACAAGAAACCAUAUGCUUUUUUCUCGCAGCUUUCCAUUAACGCUGCGAGCCCGACCCGAGUCAUUGGAUCACCCCAUCCAGUCAUUGCACACCGAGUUCAGUCGUCCGUUCAACCCUCUCCUGCUUCCAGUCGUAUUCCAGCAGUACCAGAGGAACCACUUACUUCUUUUGGUAAAUCUCGAGAAUACGCCGGUAUACACAGACGAAAUACAACCGUUGUGGAAAUAUCGCCACAAGUGCCAGCAAAUGAGCCUGGAAUCGAGUCUAAAGAUUUUAGCUGGGGUAAGAACCUUACCAAGUCCUUAUCUUGCUAUGCACUCAGGUUUUUCAGUCAGCAUCAUCAAGCAAACAGCUUCCGUUCUCGAGUGGUGGGAAAGACGGACACGGAAAAUUUCCCUCGAAGCAUGAUCCCCAGACUCAGGGCUGAAAAGAGCAAGCGAAAAGUUUUAGAAAAGUCUCAGGAUAAGAAACAGCCUGGUAUUUCAGCCCAGUCGAAAUCUGGACAUGAAAAACAUCAGUUAGACUGGGAUGUAGAGAGCUCACAAAGCACACUUUGUCACAGUGUACCAUGGUGUGAGAGUCGACCUGUAGUACUUUCUAAAAACACCGCCUCUCAGGCUUGCGCAGAAACACAUAAACCAGCUGAUGUUGAAGAAAAAAGGAUACCAAAUUCCAACCAACCAAUACGGAACAAUCUCCCUAAACUAUAUCUUUCCGAAUGUCAGGGACACCAAACCGAACACUGCCUGAUCCCGUACUCAACUACCUCCUACUGCGGUUUUAAACUCGAAUGUGAUUUGGCCAGCCAGUGGAUGCGCAAAGAAGGUCGAUCGAUUCACUAUUGCGCACAUUCUGUGGAUCCUAGACAAACUGGUUUCAAGGCUAGUACCAGUGAACUGCUACGAUGUUUAUCAUUUUUCGUUGUCGCUAGACUUCAGCUGGCCUCUCUGAAUACAUCGACCAGUAGGACUCGAUCAAAUCGCUUACGUUUACUGCAGCCAAAUAUUAUUGUCAACUGGAUUCGCGCAGUCGAUCGGGCAUUACUGGUUCAAGGAUGGUCAGAACUGGCAUUUAUGAAUCCGGCGAAUGUUGUCUUCUUAUUCAUGAUGCUUAAAGACUGUUUGAAAUGUGCCGUCAACUCUGAACGUGAACUUCACACCAUUGUAAUGGCCUGUCUUUACUUGUCCUACUCUUAUAUGGGUAAUGAAAUUAGCUACCCUCUCAAACCAUUCCUAAUCGCAGAAACCAAUCAAUUGCUGAUGGAGAACAACAAUGGGAAUCGAAAGGUCUUCGAUAGUGAGAAUGCACUCCUGAACGGUUUCGAGAGCUCGAUUCGUGCAAAAGUCAUAGACCAAGUACGCAACCGAUUCUGGCAAUAUUGUCUACGCAUUAUCAACGCCAAAUCCCAAGAUAUGUUACACGUCAAUGCAGAUUCGCUACGAUUUACAGAGUUAUUUAGUGAACUCAAAUCCUACGAUUCCCAGAUUUCGCCAGUCAGUGUACCGGUUCGUCUGUCAAGCACACCCAAAUAG
This is a messenger RNA of Opisthorchis viverrini, 2742 nucleotides long. RefSeq lists its product as hypothetical. Gene Ontology annotation, biological process: activation of protein kinase activity; positive regulation of cyclin-dependent protein serine/threonine kinase activity. Gene Ontology annotation, cellular component: cytoplasm; protein kinase 5 complex. Lineage: Eukaryota; Metazoa; Platyhelminthes; Trematoda; Opisthorchiida; Opisthorchiidae. The record is from RefSeq and is a predicted model, not a curated record. Gene Ontology annotation, molecular function: cyclin-dependent protein serine/threonine kinase activator activity; protein kinase binding. The transcript has a single exon. Bases 1 to 2742 code for a protein of 913 amino acids.